Myotis daubentonii (Daubenton's bat) is the source of this 2403-nucleotide messenger RNA. It is a transcript of the gene GDF7, whose product is annotated as growth differentiation factor 7. Gene Ontology annotation, molecular function: growth factor activity; cytokine activity. NCBI's taxonomy places the organism in Eukaryota, Metazoa, Chordata, Mammalia, Chiroptera, Vespertilionidae. Gene Ontology annotation, cellular component: extracellular region. Gene Ontology annotation, biological process: BMP signaling pathway. The record is from RefSeq and is a predicted model, not a curated record.
CACUAUGUUCAAAAGGCGCCGGGGGACUUCCCGGAGCCACGGAGCUCGCGCCGCCCGCCCGCCCGGCCCACGGAGCCCAUGGACCUGAGCGCGGCCGCCGCGCUGUGCCUCUGGCUGCUGAGCGCCUGCCGCCCCCGCGACGGGCUCGAAGCCGCCGCGGUGCUGCGAGUGGCGGGGGCAGGGCCGGCCGAGAGCCCGGGGGGCGGCGGCGGCGGCGGGCGCACCCUCGUCGCGGCUGCGGGCGCCUCUGCUGCCCCGGCCGCCGCGGCUCCCGGGGCCCGCGCCUCGCGCCGCGCCGCCGGCUCCGGCUUCAGGAACGGCUCGGUGGUGCCGCACCAGUUCAUGAUGUCGCUUUACCGGAGCCUGGCCGGGAGGGCUCCGGCCGGGGCCGCCGCCGCCUCCUCCGCGGGCUCUGGCCGCCACGGCCGCGCGGACACCAUCACCGGCUUCGCGGACCAGGCGACCCAAGACGAAUCGGCAGCCGAGACCGGCCAGAGGUUCCUGUUCGACCUGUCCAGCCUGGCCGACGCGGAUGAGGUGGUGGGCGCGGAGCUGCGGGUGCUGCGCCGCGAGCCCCCGGAGCACGGCCGCGGCCCGCCGGUGCCCCCGCCGCUGCUGCAGCUGUCCACGUGCCCCGACGCCGCGCGCGCGCCGAGCCUGCUGCGCUCUCGGGCCGCCGAGCCCCUGAGCGGGGAGCGCUGGGAGGUGUUCGACGUGGCGGACGCUGUCCGGAGCCACCGCCGGGAGCCGCGCGCCCCCCGCACGUUCUGCCUGUGGUUGCGCGCGGCGGCGGGUCCGGCGCGGGGGCCGCUGGCGCUGGGACGGCUGGGCUUCGGCGCUCGCGGCGGCGGCGGCGCGGCGGCGGAGGAGCGCGCGCUGCUGGUGGUCUCCUCCCGCACGCAGAGAAAGGAGAGCCUGUUCCGAGAGAUCCGCGCCCAGGCCCGCACGCUCGGGGCCGCGCCGGCCGCCGAACAGCCGCCCGACCCGGGACCCGGCACCGGGGCGCUGACUGCUGUCCUUGGCGGUCGCAGGAGGCGGCGGACCGCGCUGGCUGGGGCCCGGGCUGCGCCGGGCGGCGGCGGCGGCGGCGGCGGGGGCGCGGGCCGCGGCCACGGGCGCCGGGGCCGGACCCGCUGUAGCCGCAAGCCGCUGCACGUGGACUUUAAGGAGCUGGGCUGGGAUGACUGGAUCAUCGCGCCGCUGGACUACCAAGCGUACCACUGCGAGGGCGUCUGCGACUUCCCGCUGCGCUCGCACCUCGAGCCCACCAACCACGCCAUCAUCCAGACGCUGCUCAACUCCAUGGCGCCCGACGCGGCGCCGGCCUCCUGCUGCGUGCCCGCGCGCCUCAGCCCCAUCAGCAUCCUCUACAUCGACGCCGCCAACAACGUGGUCUACAAGCAAUACGAGGACAUGGUGGUGGAGGCGUGCGGCUGCAGGUAGCUGGCGGGCCGGGCCGGGCGGGGAGGGGGCAGCCGCGCCGCCGAGGACCCCCUGCUGAAGAGCAGCUGAGGGCUGGGCCUGGCGCCGAGGGCGGGUGCCGGUCGGUCGGACUCUGGCCCCGCGCCCGCACGGAGGAGAGAAUGCGCAGGUCCACACUCACACCCACAGCUCGUUUACUCACGCACCCAUUUACCGUGACUGCACCGGAAAGCCCGGGGUGGAGAUGACCGCGCUAGGGAUGGCACAGCCACGCGCACUCGGCAAACAGGUUACCGAUGCACCCGCUGCCUCCUCUGGGGAGAGGCUGGCGUUUGUGUUAAUGUUAAAUAACAGACACGAAAUCAGGUAGGAACAGGCUAGGGAAUUGCCGGCUCCAGAAUGGGUGAACUAAAGGGGUACCUGCUUCAGUUUUAUCUCACCCCUUUAUGUUUCUGGCUGGGUGGCUGGUUCUGGGGGUGUGGGACCCGGAGUCCGCAGGGUCCUUUCUGAAGGGCUGGCGCACGCCGAGGCCAGCCAUUCUGGGGAGGAGCAGCUGCAAAGGCCUUGUCUCUCUUCUUUGACUUUUAAGAUGGAAGGUGUCCCCUCCGUUUUGACCAGGAGCGUUUGUCAGAGCACAUGGUGGACCCUCCUAGAUCUCUGCCAAGGCCGGCGCCCUCUCUCUCUUUAAAAACCAGUUCCUGUUGGGAAUGAUCUAGAAAGCAGAAAAGAUAUUCUUCUUUGGGAGGGGGAGUGAAAUAGGGGAGAGGUUUUAAACGGCAAGUCUGAUCUGAUCUGAAAGGGGUGAGGUGCAUCUGCAGCUCCUGAGCUGGGCAGCCAGGGGUAGUGGCCGUGCCUUGGGGGGCUCCCGGGGGGCGGCUAGUGCAGUGUCUGGGAAUGGGGGUGGGAGGAAGCCAUGGCUUUUCCUAGAAACCCGCCAGGAGGUUUUCCUAGGGAUCUGCGAGGAGGCGCUUAGGACUGAAA